Uranotaenia lowii is the source of this 1126-nucleotide messenger RNA. Its product is annotated as probable rRNA-processing protein EBP2 homolog. The transcript has 2 exons. The record is from RefSeq and is a predicted model, not a curated record. Gene Ontology annotation, biological process: rRNA processing; ribosomal large subunit biogenesis. Gene Ontology annotation, cellular component: nucleolus; nuclear periphery; preribosome, large subunit precursor. NCBI's taxonomy places the organism in Eukaryota, Metazoa, Arthropoda, Insecta, Diptera, Culicidae. Bases 109 to 1083 code for a protein of 324 amino acids.
CAGUUCCGAUUCAAAACAGCACCGGUCGGCUUUCGGAGCACAUGUGUUUUUGUUUGGUACAGUGGCGAAUUCAUUCCGAGUGCGUUUAAUUUAAUUAUAAAGGAAAAAAUGCCUGAAUUCGACGUUUCCGGCGAUGAAUCGGACUCCAGCUACGUGAGCUACGAUGAGGAUGACGAGCUGCGGGAAGCAUUGGCAAAAGGUCUGCUGAAACCAGGUCUAAACGUGAUUCCCAAAGACAAACAGGAACCCGUAAAUAACGUGCCGAAACUAAAAUCUGCCCUGGAAACGCUAAUCCUGAAAGCACCCUGGGUAGAACGACUGGAUUUGGUUAACGAUUUGGCCCCUCUAACUCCGGAGCUAGCCAUCCAGAUCGAAAAGCACGAGCAAAAACGGGAAAAUCAAUUCAAGGGUAACAAAAAGAUUCCAUAUGUGGCACCGCAAUCGGACCCGGUGCUAAAUGACUUCAAGCGGGAAAUCCUCUUCCACCGGCAAGCUCAGGCCGCAGUCGUCGAGGGAAUUAAGCGAUUGCACGAGUUGAACAUCGUUACUAAACGGCCAGACGAUUAUUUUGCCGAAAUGGCCAAAACCGACGAGCACAUGCAACGCAUUCGGAAAGUGUUACUUGCCAAACAGGAAGGUAUCGCCAAAUCGGAACGUGCCAGGCAGCUGCGAGAACAACGACGCAUCGGCAAACUUAUCCAGCGACAGGCCACCGAGAAACGGGACGAAGAACGACGAAAGAUGUUGAACGAUAUCAAAAAGUUCCGCAAGGGUAAAUUGUCUAAUUUGGACUUUUUGGAUGACGAUGAAGAGGGCGGUGCCGGUGGCGCAGGUAGGAAAAAGAAGAAUGCCGGUCGAGGAUCGGCCAAUAAGAAACAACCGAAUGCCAAGCGAAAGGCCAAGAAUGCCAAGUUUGGAUUCGGUGGCAAGAAGAAGGGUACGAAGCGGAAUAAUAAAGAAUCGUUCCUUAAUGAUGGACCGAAGAAAAAGGCUGGAAUGAAGAAGGGUGGAGGAGGUGGUGGCGCUGGGGGAAAACGACUUGGCAAAAAUCGACGGGCACAGAUGAAAUCUCGAGGAAAGUGAGAUAUAGAGUUUGUGCGAAGAUAAUACCUACCUAAUGUUAAAA